Molecule: messenger RNA, 747 nt
Organism: Strongyloides ratti
Lineage: Eukaryota; Metazoa; Nematoda; Chromadorea; Rhabditida; Strongyloididae
Exons: 2
Coding region: 1-747 (248 amino acids)
Biological process (GO): spliceosomal snRNP assembly; spliceosomal complex assembly
Cellular component (GO): nucleus; SMN complex; spliceosomal complex
Source: RefSeq, a predicted model, not a curated record
AUGGAACAGACACCAUUUAUGGAGAUAUCUGAUUUUGAUUGGAGUACCAUUGAUUUAUCAAAACCAGCUCAUACUGCUGAAGAAUACCUUAAGCAAGGAAUUGUAAUAAGAGAAAGCAUUCCAAAAGUUGUUAAAGCAGAACUAAAUGAAGAUAUGAUUGAAAAAGUAGAUAUUCCAUUAUUUAGACUUGGAAAUAAUCUUCCAAAAUUUGAUUUUUUACCAACAUGUAAAUGGGUUUCAGCUCAGUUAAGAAUGUUCAUGAGUCAACGUAUCAAAUAUUUAACAUUUUGUAAAGAUGAUAAAAUAACAUAUUUUAAUGAAAAUAUUAUAUUUCCAAAGGAAGUCAAAGAUUGGAUAUAUUUUUGUAUUGGUGAAAAAAUUAAUAAUAUUGAUGUAGAUGAAACUUUACAAUUAAAAUCUGUAAAUCCAUCUCCAAGUCUAUUAAAAGAUAUGGAUACAAAAGAUAAAAAUUUAUGCAUUUAUUCAUUAACUGAAUAUUUACAGUCAACAGAUAAACCAGUAGAAAAAGUUUUUUUAUGGAUUUAUUGUUUACUUUUGUCAUUAGCUUUACCAUUAUCUCCAAAUACCACAUCAACAUUAAGGAUAUUAUCUAAAAGAUGUCACUAUCUUCGAUCAAAAUUGACACCAUCUACUGGUAGAAAAUUAAUAUCUACUUACUCCAUGAUUAUUGCAAUAAUUGGAAAUUGCUAUAGUCAAAAAGAUUUGGCUGAUUAUAAAUUACAAUAA